AUGCCUCCUCGGAAAAAUGCGCGCAAGAACGCGUUUGCCGCUGCUGCAGUCGGCGGCGGCGACCACAUCGGUAGCCUCCCGGACGGCGUGCUGCAGCACAUGCUCUCCUUCCUACCGGCGCAGGACGCCGUGCGGACAUGUGUGCUCGCCAAGCGUUGGCGCCACAUGUGGAAGUCCACCACUGUCCUGCGCUUCGUGUGCGGCGGAAUGAACGAACCAAAGUCCAUGAAGGAGAUUCAGGAUUUCGUGGACCAACUGCUACGCCUGCGAAUCUGCGGAGGGACGCCGCUCGAUACGUGCGAGUUCCGUCUCGGCAAGUAUGAUGAGUUCGACAUGAGUCGCAUGGUUCUUUGGAUCCGUAUAGCUCUCCAGUGCAAAGUCCAGGUGCUCCAGCUCAUCUGUUUGGGCAAUCAUCCGGGCAUUGGUUCUCUCGAUGGCCAUCCUUUCUUCAUCUCCCAAUACCUGAAAAAGCUAGAGCUUAAUGGAAUCUACUUCGGUAUGGAUGACAGAUUUCUUGACUUCUCCUGCUGCCCAGUUUUGGAAGACCUUGAGAUUGUUGACUGCUACCUAGGGUAUGCCUUACUCAUCUCGUCACAAUCCCUAAAGCGUCUAACCAUUGAGAUUGGUGAUUUUGGUGAUGACGACCGCCUGCCUAUCUGUGCCCCGAAUCUUGUUUCACUAUGGCUUGAAGUCAGUGACGGCAGGAUUCCAUCGCUUGAGAGGAUGCCAUCCUUACUAGUACCAUAUGUUAAAAUUGACACCGAUUUUGAUUGCAAUUUUAAUUCUGAUUCUGAUGAUGAUGAAGGCGACGACAACAACCAAAGUAUUCUCUUGCAAGGUUUAUCAGAAGUUCGGAACUUGGUGCUAAUAUCUUGUUACCUCGAAAUGUUUAUUUUCAGAAGGGACUUGAGAUUUUGCUCUAGUUUCAACAAGUUGAAGUCUUUGCUUGUUGAUGAAUACUGGUGCCAGCCUGCUGAUUUCAGCGCCCUAGCUUGCCUCCUCAAACUUUCACCGGUGUUAGAGAAACUUACUCUUCAACUAUAUUCAAAGGGACCUAAACAUAAAGUGGAGAUUAAACUAAGCUGCAAACCAAUGGAGAUAUCAGCUGAAAUAUCACGACACUUUAAGACACUUGAAGUCAAAUGUGAAGUGUAUGACGAGAGAAUUAGCAAUGUUUUGACGUUUCUUAGUGAGAAACUUAACAUAUUAUGGUUCCAAUUAUAUGAAUGGAAGUGUCUGGAUUUGUAG
Messenger RNA from Miscanthus lutarioriparius, 1248 nucleotides. The record is from the annotation of a GenBank genome assembly. NCBI's taxonomy places the organism in Eukaryota, Viridiplantae, Streptophyta, Magnoliopsida, Poales, Poaceae.